Messenger RNA from Saccostrea echinata, 471 nucleotides. RefSeq lists its product as uncharacterized. NCBI's taxonomy places the organism in Eukaryota, Metazoa, Mollusca, Bivalvia, Ostreida, Ostreidae. The transcript is spliced from 2 exons. Bases 1 to 471 code for a protein of 156 amino acids. The record is from RefSeq and is a predicted model, not a curated record.
AUGAAUAUAAAUAUCUGUAAGGCGCAGGGCCCAGAUAAGAUCCCAAACAUUGUACUAAAAACGUGUGCAACCCAACUUGCCCCAGGAUUGGCUAUUAUAUUCCAACACUCUGUGGAUGCUGGAAAACUCCGCCAUGACUGGCUCUGUGCCAACAUAGCACCUGUAUUCAAGAAAGGAGAUGUUCACCUUGCAGAGAAUUAUAGACCUGUCUCACUCACUUGCGUCGUAUGUAAACUUCUAGAGCACGUCAUCUGCAAACACAUUCUGGACCACUUAGAAGAAAACAAUAUACUUACGCAUUAUGGAGUAAAUGGUAGCAUAAACGCAUGGCUAAGUGAUUUCCUAACAAAUCGGCUGAUGAAAGUUGUGGUAGAUGGCGAGGAAUCUGAAGCAGUCGAAGUUGUCUCAGGAGUACCCCAAGGAACUGUACUGGGACCACGGAUGUUCCUGUCACUUCAACGACUUACCUGA